Messenger RNA from Phascolarctos cinereus (koala), 2869 nucleotides. RefSeq names its product RNA 2',3'-cyclic phosphate and 5'-OH ligase (gene RTCB). The record is from RefSeq and is a predicted model, not a curated record. Gene Ontology annotation, biological process: tRNA splicing, via endonucleolytic cleavage and ligation. Gene Ontology annotation, cellular component: tRNA-splicing ligase complex; nucleus. Gene Ontology annotation, molecular function: RNA ligase (ATP) activity; RNA ligase (GTP) activity. Lineage: Eukaryota; Metazoa; Chordata; Mammalia; Diprotodontia; Phascolarctidae.
UGCGCCUGCGCAGUCAGAGUAGGCGGCAUAGCGCCCGGUACCUGAGGCCGCUUCUUCCGGGGCUGAGGAGGCCGAGGCGAGCCGGGCCCGGGAGCCACCAUGAGCCGCAGCUACAAUGACGAGCUGCAGUAUCUGGACAAGAUCCACAAGAACUGCUGGAGGAUCAAGAAGGGCUUCGUGCCCAACAUGCAGGUGGAAGGAGUGUUCUACGUGAAUGAUCCCCUUGAGAAGCUAAUGUUUGAGGAGCUAAGGAAUGCCUGCCGAGGUGGAGGUGUUGGUGGCUUCUUGCCAGCAAUGAAACAGAUCGGCAACGUGGCAGCCUUACCUGGGAUUGUCCACAGAUCUAUUGGACUUCCUGAUGUCCAUUCUGGUUAUGGAUUUGCUAUUGGGAAUAUGGCUGCCUUUGACAUGAGUGACCCAGAGGCCGUGGUGUCCCCAGGUGGUGUCGGAUUUGACAUCAACUGUGGCGUCCGCUUGCUGAGAACCAACCUGGAUGAAAGUGACGUCCAGCCUGUGAAGGAGCAGCUGGCCCAGGCCAUGUUUGACCACAUUCCCGUCGGGGUGGGGUCCAAAGGCGUGAUCCCGAUGAAUGCCAAGGAUUUAGAGGAGGCUCUGGAGAUGGGGGUGGACUGGUCUCUACGAGAAGGCUACGCUUGGGCAGAAGAUAAGGAACACUGUGAGGAAUAUGGGCGCAUGCUGCAGGCUGACCCCAACAAGGUCUCCGCCAGGGCUAAAAAGAGAGGCCUUCCUCAGCUCGGGACCCUGGGAGCAGGAAAUCAUUAUGCAGAGAUCCAAGUUGUGGAUGAAAUUUUUAAUGAGUACGCUGCUAAGAAGAUGGGCAUUGACCACAAGGGACAGGUGUGUGUGAUGAUCCACAGCGGCAGCAGAGGCCUGGGCCAUCAGGUAGCUACAGAUGCCCUGGUGGCCAUGGAAAAAGCUAUGAAGAGAGACAAGAUUAUUGUGAAUGACCGCCAGUUGGCGUGCGCCCGGAUCAGCUCCCCUGAGGGGCAGGACUACCUAAAGGGCAUGGCGGCUGCCGGAAACUACGCCUGGGUCAACCGCUCCUCCAUGACGUUCCUGACCCGACAGGCUUUUGCCAAGGUCUUCAACACGACACCUGAUGACUUGGACCUCCACGUGAUCUAUGACGUCUCCCACAACAUCGCCAAGGUGGAGCAGCACGUGGUGGAUGGCAAAGAACGGACGCUGCUGGUGCACAGGAAGGGGUCCACCCGGGCCUUCCCUCCACACCACCCCCUCAUUGCUGUGGAUUACCAGCUGACUGGACAGCCAGUGCUCAUUGGGGGAACCAUGGGAACCUGCAGCUAUGUUCUCACUGGGACUGAGCAGGGCAUGACGGAGACCUUUGGGACAACCUGUCACGGAGCUGGUCGUGCAUUGUCCCGAGCAAAAUCUCGACGUAACUUAGACUUCCAGGAUGUUUUAGAUAAGUUGGCUGACAUGGGCAUCGCAAUCCGGGUUGCUUCCCCGAAAUUGGUGAUGGAAGAGGCUCCUGAGUCUUAUAAAAAUGUGACAGAUGUUGUGAACACCUGCCAUGAUGCUGGAAUCAGCAAGAAAGCGAUUAAACUGAGACCAAUUGCCGUUAUCAAAGGCUAACGUCCCAGCUGGGCUCAGCUGAGACCGUUGACGUGACCAGACCUGGCCGGACACAGAUUCAUGCCCUCUUCAGACACCAAUUUACUGACCUACCUGAUUCAGAAUGUGCCUGGCACAUCUCACCUUCCGAACUGACUGAUCUAAUAUGGUGAAGAACCACCUCUAGAGAGGCCCGUGCUGAGGAACACAUGAACAUGCUCAUCACCCUGGUGGUCCAGCCACGGUCACUGCUUAUGCCUGGCGUGGUCCCAUCCUCAGAGUGCUUGAAAACAAGUCCUGUCUUAAUGCUAAGUUUUCCUCCCAGUCUGAUAGAUGGUACAAGCAUCGGGACAUUCUGUUCCACGGGGGAUUUUUCGGGUUCCCUGGCAUCAUCCUUGCCUGAGGGGUUUACCAUCACUGACUUGGGAAAUAUCCUGGCUGAAGAGUGACUUUGCUUCCUUUUUCUUUUUUCUUUUUGGGUUUUUUUUUUUUUGAGAGGGCUCUAUUAGGGCGGGGCAAGUUUAGGGGAGAGAAACAGUGGCAGGAGAGAAAGGCCAGGUGUUUUAGUUUACCAUAGCCAGAGCUUCCUUCCUAUUCUAAAUACAAGGCAAGGUUUGGGGCUGCCUGCUGGCCCAACACCUCAUGCAAAUGACAGAUGGCAUUCCUUAGGGCUGGCUCUGUGUGUGUGAGUUCUCUCAGUGAUGAUGGCUGCAGAUGCCCACGUGACUCAGUGGUUGUCUUUGUGAUGACUGUAUUGGACAUGUGGAGUGCUUGGUCCCUGUGGUUAAGUGGGCAUGCACUUAACCGUGUAGCUCUGGAGUUAAGUUUGGGCAUCGGGCACUGAACUGGGACCACCAAGGGGGUUUGAUCUAGUUCUGUGACUUCGAAGGAGCUGAUAAGGGGCCAUUCAUGGUGAAUGAAUGGCCUGGCACUGAGGCCUUGCUGCAUCUGAGCAGCCAGGAAAGGUGGCAGUGUCAUGAAACUACCGUAGAUUAUUUAUGCUUUAUAUGAGAAUUGUAGGAGAAUUAGCUUAUAAAGAAAAUGAGUUUUUCCCAGGAUUGCCGUCAGGUGCUGCCAGUUUUCUUGGUCUUUUUUUCUGCUUCCAGAAACAGACUUGCCUUCUUACAAAGCUCAUCCCCUUCAUCAUAAUUUCACUGAAAUACUUCUCCCACCUGUUCUCUACUGGGGAGGUGGGGAGAUGUUCGGUGAAGCAUGCCUCUCAGGUGAGGUACAUGCUUAGGAAAGAGUGACUCCCCACACUUGUCCUGGGAAA